GUCAUGGUGAGCAGAAGAGAGCACCCUCAGAAACAUGCCUCAAACCUUUAGACUAAAACAUACUUCAGAUGAGUAACAAAUUAAGUAUGGAACAUAACCCCGACUUUGGAAGGAAAUCUUUCUCUUUUUUUUGGCAAAUAUUUGACCUGCGUUGCUGUUUUGCGCAAGCAGUUAGAACAUCACGCACACACACACUCACACACACACACACACUAACAGCAGACUUGUCAACUGCGCGCUCUGCAACCUGUAGAACCGACUAAAAGAAGACAAAACAUACAUAAAGGAGAGGAAUAUGCAAAGACACGCAGGCGUUUGUGAGCUCCGGAUGUUUUGCAGAAAUGGAUCAGUUUCAGAGCGUCAUACCUGAAAAACUCCGUGGAUUAUGACUGUUCAUCACUUCUGUCGGCAUGUGUUCGAGAGGGAAAUAUGAACUCCUCGAAAGUGAAUCAGAAGCCAAGCCUUCGAGCAAGAGGAUUAGUGCCCUGAAGAUCUUCUACGUCAUCGGCUUUGUAUCAGCGUUCACCUUCAUCGCCUUCAUUUAUUUCCAAGACUUCGCCCAGAAUGCAAGCUGGCAAACCUACGAACCCAAGCCCACAGACGCUCCCCCAACAAACCGAACAUUCCUCGAGGAAGCACCUACGGCCUGCGGUGUUAUAAUAAACGAAGGGCCUAUGAUUAAAGUGGGCGAUCUAAACACAUACGUGACCGGCUCUUAUAUGGACCACCGUUUCCGGGAGGUUAAAUCAAUUGCGAUUGUUAAUCGGCAACAAUUAGUGACGUAUUCAUGCGUGCUAUGCUGUAAUGGGAAAAACGUGACCACGUUAGCGCAUUACGCUAUUCAUUCAGACCACUUCGGUUUUGAAUACGGCACAGCCACUAUUGCAUGCCCAUUAAAUGACGAGUGUUUAAAACCAACGCAUGUUGCUUUAACAUCAUCAGCCAAUCACUCUGAAAGCAUCACAUCAUUCCAAAGCAUCAUGAAUAGAGACGUUCCUGCGGCAUUCCCACAUCAGUUCACCGUCUGCAUCUCUGUCAUGUACGACUAUACGAACGUUCUCAAUCUAGUUGAAGCAAUGGAGAUGUUUCGACUUCUCGGCGCAACAAGAGUUGCGAUAUAUCGAACGAACUGCGAUUCGAACGUGCAGAAGGUUUUGGAUUAUUACGUAGAGCGAGGAUUCGUCGAAGUCAUCCCGUGGACUAUUAAAAAACACGUCCAAGUGUCUAGAGGAUGGAGGAAGGACGUAUCAGGAGGCGAGCUGCACUAUUACGGACAGAUUCCUGCACUGAACGACUGCGUUUAUCGAUAUAUGUACCAAAGCCGAUAUGUGGCUCUACAUGACAUGGAUGAACUCAUUUUACCUUUCGGUGUGAAAACGUGGACGGAGAUGUUGCCGAAUUUGGAGAAAAUGUACGGGACUACCUUUGGGUUUGAGUUCGAGAACAACCAAUUCCCUUUCACAUCUAAAGCCAAUAGGAGAUAUGAUGUAAACGAUUGGGAGAGCGUACGGGGAACUAAUAUACUGAAAUACAUCCAGCGAGUGCCCAAUGAUCCCAACGCUUUUAAUAAUUUUAAGGUGAUUGUGAACCCGCGGCUGGUUCUGAUGGCUACUGUACAUGGCUUGCUGGAUACUGUGAAUGUCGGUAAGCACACGGUCAGGGUAAACAGAAAUGUCGCUCGAAUGUACCACAGUAAAAACUUAACAUAUCCGCUGAACACAAAUCUCAUCCCCGAUAAUCAUCUCUGGGAUUAUGCGGAUGAGCUGAUACCUGCGGUUACUAAAGUUUUACAGGACUGUGGGUUCAUUACGGGUUAGGCUUUACUGCACUGAGGUGUUGCUGUCAAAGAUUAUUAAUAAAAUACGAUGUCAAAACAGUAAACGCGUGUUCUGAUGAUGGCAUUCAGAGGAAGCAGAA
Molecule: messenger RNA, 1917 nt
Organism: Danio rerio (zebrafish)
Lineage: Eukaryota; Metazoa; Chordata; Actinopteri; Cypriniformes; Danionidae
Source: RefSeq, a predicted model, not a curated record